Messenger RNA from Zootoca vivipara (common lizard), 1804 nucleotides. It is a transcript of the gene OPN3, whose product is annotated as opsin 3. Gene Ontology annotation, biological process: G protein-coupled receptor signaling pathway. Lineage: Eukaryota; Metazoa; Chordata; Lepidosauria; Squamata; Lacertidae. The record is from RefSeq and is a predicted model, not a curated record. Gene Ontology annotation, molecular function: G protein-coupled receptor activity. Gene Ontology annotation, cellular component: membrane.
AUGGCCCCUCCCUUCCCCGCCCUUGUGGCGCCAAGAGCGGUCGCGGCGGGAGCGCUUCUGCUGGCUCUCGGACGGGCUCGGGCGCGCUCGCAAGUGCCGGGCGCUGCUGCGGAGACUGCAGCGGCGGCGGCGGCGGCCGUGGUGGUUGUGGCGACAUGUGAGCGGAGUUUUUUCGCGCGCCAACGCCGAGCGAUGUACUCCGGGAAUAGCAGCCGCAGCCUGCAGCCGACGCCGGGGGAGCAGGACUCGGAGCAGCAGCCGGUGCAACCUUCGGAUCCGGCGGCGGAGCCGCCGUUCAGCGCCAGCACCUACGAGCUGCUGGCGCUGCUGCUGGCCACCAUCGGCAUCCUGGGCUUGUGCAACAACCUGCUGGUGCUGGUGCUGUACGCCAAGUUCAAGCGGCUCCGCACGCCCACCCACCUCUUCCUGGUCAACAUCAGCCUCAGCGACCUGCUCGUGUCGCUCUUCGGCGUCUGCUUCACCUUCCUCUCCUGCCUGCGGAACCGCUGGGUGUGGGACGCCGCCGGCUGCGUGUGGGACGGCUUCAGCAACAGCCUCUUCGGAAUCGUUUCCAUUAUUACUCUCACUGUCCUGGCCUACGAACGCUACCUUAGAGUAGUCCAUGCAAGAGUGAUUGAUUUCGCGUGGUCUUGGAGGGCGGUCACAUACAUCUGGCUCUAUUCCUUAGCUUGGACAGGAGCACCUCUCCUAGGCUGGAAUCACUACACUCUAGAAAUCCAUGGAUUAGGUUGUUCAGUGGACUGGAGGUCAAAGGAGCCCAGUGAUACUUCCUUUGUCCUCUUCUUCUUUCUUGGCUGUCUUGUCACACCAAUUGGGAUCAUGGCUUACUGCUAUGGACAUAUUCUUUAUGCGAUACGAAUGCUUCGUUGCGUUGGAGAUUUGCACACUGUCCAAGUGAUCAAGAUCUUAAGAUACGAAAAGAAAGUAGCUAAAAUGUGUUUUUUAAUGAUGACCACCUUUCUUAUCUGUUGGAUGCCUUAUGCAGUGGUCUCGCUCCUAGUAGCCUAUGGGUAUGGCCACCUUAUAACUCCAACAGUGGCUAUUAUUCCAUCUUUAUUUGCCAAGUCAAGCACUGCCUACAAUCCAGUUAUCUAUAUCUUCAUGAGCAGAAAGUUUCGGCGAUGCCUCAUGCAGCUCUUCUGUGUUCGCCUCCUGAGGUUCCAGAGGCGCUUGAAAGAAAAGCCAGCAGUAGGGGACGAGAAACCAAUAAGGCCCAUUGUUGUGUCCCAGAAGGCAGGCGACAGGCCAAAGAAGAAAGUGACUUUCAGCUCUUCCUCAAUCAUUUUUAUUAUUACCAGCGACGACACACAGCGGAUAGACAACAGCACGAAAUACACGGGCACAAAAAUAAAUGUCAUCCAAGUGAAGCCAAUAUAGUGGCUCCUGGGAAUCGAGCGGACUUCUGCUAACCAAACUGUUUUUAGGUUUAAAGACUAUUUUUGUGGCACAAUUAGGAGGAGCAAGCACCGUCUUUCAGAAGCAAGAUAUGGAAGUAAUUCAGACUGCAAUCCUUCACUUGUGUACUUCAUAGUAAGUCCCAUUGAAAUAACCGGGGACUACGUCUGAGAAGAAAAGUGUAAGAUAGCCCUGCUAUCCGCCACCCUCAAGCACUAUGUAACAUGUUAAUUGUUGUCGCAGUACUGAAACAAUGACACGUGGCGGAUGGGCGGGUUUUUAUUUUAUUUUACUUAAAAUAUUUAUUUUUCCAUAUCAUGUCUUAAAUCACCUACCUACCUAUCUCUUGCUGCACUGUACACGAACCAGGGAAAUAAAGGAGCUUCUA